This is a messenger RNA of Lethenteron reissneri (Far Eastern brook lamprey), 3977 nucleotides long. Its product is annotated as von Willebrand factor A domain-containing protein 5B1-like. Lineage: Eukaryota; Metazoa; Chordata; Hyperoartia; Petromyzontiformes; Petromyzontidae. The record is from RefSeq and is a predicted model, not a curated record.
UGGCUGCCCCCUUCUGCCCGUCCCGUGAAUGGACGGGUGUGGAGAAGGUGGAUCUCGCCAUGGUCGAGGUGGUGGACGCCGCUUCUCUGCGGCCGCUGCAGCUGCGCUCGUGCCGCGUGAUGGCGCGCGUCAAAGGACUGGCCGCCGAGGCGAUCGUCAACCUCGACUACAGCAACGAGGCGGAGAGGAGCGCCGAGGUGCUGCUGCUGCUGCUCCCCACGAGCCCCUGCGAUGGGGACGCGUGGAGCGUCGUCGGCCUGCAGGCGGUGAGCGGCGGCCGUGCCGGUCAGCUCGCAGCUCCUCGACACCGCGGGGCCCGCAGGAGAGACGGCACGAACCUGAGCAUCUCGGGGCUCCAAGCUCCUCGGGGAGCCAAGGGCAGCGUCAGUGCAGCGGACUACGACUUCAGCUUCGUCAUGGAGGCACGGGGUCACUGCCUAUUGGCCGGGGUGGACAGCGUGAGCGGUCACCCCGUGAGGGUGGACGCGGCGCCCUGCGCCCCCACCGCACGCUCCGUCUUUGUCACGCUGCUGGAUCGCUCGCCCGAGGAGAUCCCCAUUCGGAUCCGUCUCCACCCCAGUGAGUCGAACGCUCCCUACGUGUUGACGGAGCGUGGCGAGAUGAGCGCCUGGGAGUACGCGCAGCACCUGGACUCGAGGAAGAUCUCCCGAUACGUGAACUGCCCCGACAAAUUGCACAACAUGCUACGGAGACGCAUGUACAGGGAUGUGAUGCUGCUGCCCGCGGUGAUGCUGGCCUUCAGCCCGGCACUGCUAGAGCCCUGGGACCAGCCCACGUCCGCCACCACCACCAGCCUGCCCCGUGUCCCCUGCGGCGUGGCAGCGAUGGCACGUGGCCCCUGUACCGAGCUCAUCUUCGUCGUUGACCGUGCCCUGGCCAAUAGCGGCGGUGCUGCCGCUCGGAACGUGAAGGAGGCUAUGAUCGUGCUGCUCAAGAGCCUGCCGAUGCGCUGCUACUUCAACGUGGUCAGCUACAGCUCCACCUUUCAGCUGCUGUUCGCACGCAGCCGGCCCUACAGCAACGAGACCCUGCAGAAGGCCUGCGCUUUCGUCCGACGCCUCCGCGGAGAGACGCCGUCCCAGUCGGACCCCGUGGGGCCCCUCGCCUGGGCGCUGGGGGUCGGCACAAAGUGGGGGGGGGCGGCGGCGCCGGCGGGGGCGGCGCGGCCAAGACGUCCGCUCGGUGGGACCGCGCCGGGCAGUCGAGGAGCACCAGGAGGAGCGUCGGUGUCGUCGUUGGGGGCACCAGACGGAGACACGCAGGGGGGAGAGUCGUCGGACGAGCCGCUAGACGAGCUCUUCCUGCUGAGCGGACCUGGAGGAGGCGCCGACGCGGGCCAAGUGCUGAGCAUGGCUCGGGUGUACGGGAGAGGCACACGCUGCUUCACGUUCGCCGCGGCCUGCGGAGCGUCCCCGCCGCGCUUCCUGUCGGCGCUGGCCGCCCUCUCGCGGGGUCACGCCGAGGUCAUCCAGCCCGGCGAGCGCUUCCAACCGAAGCCGGCGCUCGCGGCCGUCAGCGUGGAGUGGCGGCUGCCCCCGGGGUUGCUGGCGCUGCCCGCCGCGCCGGCGCCCUCCAGCCUCCUGCCGGGCGACUCGCUCACCGCCUGCGCCUUCCUCUCAGGAGCAAGACACGGACUUCACGUCGUCCGGAGCCGGAGUGAGAAAGAACCCGCAGCGCCAGGGAUCAAGCUGGGACAAGCCAGCCUCCACUCCAGGAUCCAACGUGGGAAAAGGUGUCAGGACGGGCGCACCGAGGGAUCUGAAGCGAGGGGUGAGCGAGGCGGCAGUCAGCGCGGAUCGCGCGGGACGCUGUUCCCGGACAACGUCGGUGGAGCGUCUCCCGGCAGGGCCGAGCGAGCCGCGUCCCCCGACAUCGUUCGCUCGCAGCGUCUCCACGCCGGACGGCCGCCGCCCGCGUCUCGAUCCCUCCCAUCCUCAAGCCCGGCCACCCGCCGCUCGCGAUCUGCCAGUGGUGUGACGCAGCGGUCUGGGAGUCUGACGUUUCUGGCGACGUGGCCCGAGCAGGAGAGAUCCACCGCGCCGGGAGCUCCGGAGAAGAAGCACGCCGGCUCGCCGCUCGGAGAACCGAAGCGUCGGGGGGCGAAACAACAACAACAACAAAGAUGCGGACUGGAUCGCCAGACCUCCGCAACGGACCACCGUGACCCCCGCGACGCAAAACCCGGCACGGAUCACCGGCCGCGCAACGACGCAGACCCGCGCCCCCACGGACCCCCCCCCACUGAGCGCUCGCCCCGCCGGCGGGAGCCGGGGUUUGCGGGGAGCCCGGAGGAGCCGGAUCCGGAUUCCGGCCUCGCCGUGAUCCGGGCCGUGUUUGACGGGCGGCCCGUGGAGUGGCGGGCGCGGUUCGACGUGCGGGCGCUCAUGGAGGAAGGGUCGCCCGCCGGCGCCGUCGACGCCGACGCGGAAUCCGGGGGCCAGAUCCACCUCGUGGCGGCGAGGGCGCUCGCCCGCGAGCUCGAGAGGAAGGCCGAGAGGGAGGCGUGUGAUAGCGCUCGUAGCCGGCGCUGGCUGGCGCUGGCGGUGCGCGCCAGCCGAGCGAGCGGCGUGCCGUGCCGCCACGCUCGCCUCGCCAGCGUCGACGCCGGCUCGGGCGCCCCGCUCAGCUUCCCCGCCCACGUCAGGGCCGCCACCGAGAGCCACCACGACGACGCAGUGCAGCAGCCGGUGUUCCCCUCCGCUCCGUCGCAGAGCUCCCUCGACGGCCUCCUCGCCUCCAGGCUGGCGCGCCGGUGCAGCCAGGCGCUGCAGAAGGCGUCGUGCCCCAGCCUGUGGAAGGGGCCCGGCAAGGCGCCGGCGCCGCGGGCAGAGGACGACCUCGGCACGCCGGCCUACGCCGCCCUGCUGGACCUGCAAGAGGCCGAGGGCUCCUUCUCGCUGUCGCCGGAGUUCGCCGAGGCCACUGGCGUCGGCCUGGAGCAGCUCGCCCGCUCCUCGCCCUUCGCGUCGCUCCGCCAGAUCGCCCGUCACCCCAGCCUCUCCCACCCGAACCCGUCCGUGCCGGAGCUGUCCGGAUUCAAGCCAGCGAGCGAGCCCGCCGGCGCCCGCCACCGCCAGCUGAUGGAGCAGGUCGCCAGCGCGUUCUCGCGGGCCGCGUCCGACGCCAAGGAAUCACGCGGCUCGGCUUCGCCGACCGACGCCGACGCCGCAGCCAGUUCGGUCGGCGAUCCGCGAGGCCCGGGGCCGCGGCGGCCGCGUCACCGGGGCCAACGGGAACGCGCCGCUCCUGCCGGGCCGAAGGCCGCGGUGGAAGCGUCGCGGGAGGCCGAGGCCCGGGUUGCCGAGGGUGCCGCUGUCGGGACGGCGGGCAGCUCUGGCGACGAGACGUCGGCGAGCGAAGCCGGAGGCGCGUCGUCCGGGAGGAGAGUGGGUGGCGCUGACCGGGGGGUGUCGUGGGAGGCCCGGGGCUCGGCUGGCGGCGAGGAUCGCGGCGAAGCGUUCGGCGAUGUCGACCGGUUCGCCGGCGACGACGACGACGACGGCGAAUACGACGGCGGUAACAUCUUCGCCGACGACGAUGACGACGAUAACUACGAUGACGAUGACGAUAACUACGACGACGACGGUAACGACGACGACGGUAACUACGAUAACUACGACGACGCUAACGACGACGGUAACUACGACGACAGCGACGCCGACGAUGACAAAAAAGGGACCGCCGCGUCGCCGUGGCCCUGCGGCGAGGGCGGUGUGGCCGGCGGUGUGGCCGGCGACGGGGACGACGCGGGCCGCGCGUGGGCCACGGCGGUGGCGCUGGCCUGGCUGGAGGGCCACUGCGCUGGCCACCUCCACGAGUGGGAGCUGGCGGCGGGCAAGGCGCAGCGCUGGCUGGAGGAGCGCCGCGGUGGUGGUGACGGCCUGCUGCUCGCGCUGCGCCACUGGGACCGCAAGCUCGACUUCACGCUGCUGUGCUACAACCAGGGCAGCUCCUGA